Oppia nitens is the source of this 1707-nucleotide messenger RNA. RefSeq lists its product as uncharacterized. Gene Ontology annotation, molecular function: protein kinase activity; ATP binding. The record is from RefSeq and is a predicted model, not a curated record. Bases 58 to 1707 code for a protein of 549 amino acids. The transcript is spliced from 2 exons. Lineage: Eukaryota; Metazoa; Arthropoda; Arachnida; Sarcoptiformes; Oppiidae. Gene Ontology annotation, biological process: protein phosphorylation.
GACAGUUAGUUUAAGAUUAGAUCCACAGAUUAAAGGCACAGUUAGUUAAACCAUACAAUGACUACCAAUACUACACCCGAUUUGGAUAGACAUAGACAGACCAUACAGUCGUUGACUGCAAUCCGUACAGCAAUUGCCGCCAGCAAUGACCAGUCAAACACCCUAACCGAUGAACAGCUUAGACAAUGGCUGCAUGAGAUACAUGGGCUACAACUGGGUAUAGACUCGGGAUCCAGACGUCGAUGGGAAGGCCAACACGUUUACCGCGAAUGUCAACAAUUGAUACGAUCGAUACGAUUGAUGUUAAUAUACAGACAAAUGACAGCCGAAGGCGAUCCAGAUGUCCAGCGAUUGACAAAAUCAAUGGCUGCUAAUCGUCGGGCCAGACCUCGUCAGAGGACACUAUCGUAUGGGACGAGUAGUCUGAGUAGUCAACAGCCGGCAACGGCACCGCUAGUACAACAUAGACGAACAUCAGCCGGUCAGCUACAUCAGCGGCUGAAAUCGGUAACACCCGCCAGUCAGCGUAGGCCACCGCUUGAGCGGUCAACAUCAGCACACAAUAUACGGGUAGCCGUACUAACCGAACGAGAAAGACAGCGGACAUCAAUCUACGAGACACCAUCGGGCAGUGGUGGCCGAGUAGGUAGUGGUUGGUCACCAAAUUUGUUGAUGAGCGGACUGUACGGACAUUUGCCUCAGCUCACGACCGACCAUCUCAAGGGUGAACUGUUUAUGUCGGCCAGCGAUCGCCAGCUAACCGACCGAGACUACGAACUGCUAAGCCAUGAACUCAUCAAUUAUGGCCUAAUUAUUGAUCAACAAAACCAGUUGGAUAAGGGAACUAUGGGUAUAGUAUUUACGGGUAGGUAUGGCCAAAAUAUUAGUAAACUAAUGGACAUUGAGGGCCAGUAUAUCCAGGGUUGUCAACCGGGCCAACAAUUUGCAGCCAAAUUGAUUAAAUUUGAUACAACUGACAGCAAACGUAAACGCCGGUGUCUAUACAUGGAGAAGCAGAUUAUGAAACUGAUUGCCCGAUCAGCGCAUGUGAAUGUUGUCUGCUAUCGUAUGGCCGUCAAUAUGGGCCGGUCGAUUCAAUGCCAAAUACCAACUGUCCAUCAGCAGCUGGAAUGGUUCCUGAGCUAUGAACGUACUGUGAUUAUCAUGGAUCUGGCCGAUCACCAGUCACUAUAUGAUUACCGAUUGAAAGCAUCGGAUGAGACAACUGGUAGUACUAGUAGUAGUAGUAGUGGUGGAGGACUAGGACAGGUAGUAUUUGAUGCCAGGGUAUGUGUAAAAUUUCUACGCGAUAUGCUUGCAGGGCUCCGGUAUUUGCAUCGUUUAGGCGUAACACAUGGCGACAUACACGACGGUAAUAUACUAUUGUUCAGCCAUUCCCUGGCCAACCCGUCGCGCGAUCCAUCCGUACCAUUGGUAGCCAAAUGGACAGAUUUUGGCGGAUCGAAAGUCAGGCGAAUAGAUGGGCGCCAGUAUCUGACCGAUACUGAGCACCGGGAUUAUGUCGAAAAGGAUAUGCUAUGUAUGCAGUAUCUGGUCAGAGACGAUAUGCUCAAUCAAGUUGAUCCCCGUAUGGAUCAGCCGCGUCUGGACGUAUGGCGACAGUUGGCCGACCAGUUAUCCGAAACCAUUGACAUACAGGUGCUGUACAUUGACUAUCUGGUCGUUAUUGAGUCGAUUGGUUUGUAA